AUGGAAGGGAACCGGCAAAAGGGGACAAGAGAACGUCGGUAUCGGGUCGAAUGCGUGGCUACGGUUCCGGAAGUGGACAAACUUCAGGCGAGAAUACAAUUGCAAAGUGGAAGCUGUCGUACGGACAGUGCAGGGACCGUUAUUUGUCAAGGGAUAUAUCCCAGUCCAACGAUAGAGAUUUCCCAACCGGAAUGGUCAUCCCGAUCGGACCAUGCGUGGUCUGCCUGGACUGGCUGCAGCCGCCCGUGCGGGGGUGGAAUGCGAAGUCGGUGGCGUCUUCGAGGACAGCCUAGUGCUGCGAGUCUGUCCGCCGUCGGAAGUAACGACAUCGGCGCUCCGGAAGCCGAGAGAGAAGAACAGAGUUGCAAUACACAUCCGUGUCCAGUUCUUCAUCAGGCUCCACAUCUCAGAGGGGCAAAACCUGCUGGACAGGAUACACAUGAACCAGGAAAAUACGGGUUAGUGUAUGCGAUAAUUGCUGGUUUGUGUGGCGCUGCCCUGGGUAUUGCCGUAGUUCUCAUACCCUAUUUGAUCUACGUGAACCGUACGCGGAAGCAAGCAACUAAACGCGGACGACAGGAGCAGCGUUCAUCUGUCUGGCGCAAACUGAAUGAAAGGCGACUGAACUCCGAGAGAAACAUGCCUUACAUAUGGUUUGCAGAUACCGAUCGUUCGGAGAAAGCAGCAGUGAAACAAAUGUUGCUCCAAAGAAAGAAAGCCAACAAUUCGCUCGAAGCAGCUACUGUGGGACCAUCAGUAGAACGGGCGAAAACUGGAGCGUCUAGGCCAAAGGAAACUAUUGGAGACAGUCCAAGCACACUACAAACGCAAGCGUCUGCUGCUCGUCCCGGACCACAUCGAAAUGCAAGUCUGACGCGGAUCCAAGCGUUGCACAACGACCACCGUGGCACAAUCAAGAAUAGAAAUAUCAGUCCAUUGUCCAUGAACGAACCGAUUGUGCCAUGGGAGCAUACAACCACAGAGAGGAACGGGUUGAAUCCGGCUUUUGUGGAUUCCAGUCCACCUCAACCGCAUGUCGAUCACGGCCGUGUGUUUAACAAGAGCCCGAUAUCAACAUACGAUCCCACUGCUGAAACAGUAAACACAAUAACCAAAUGCCCAUCACUAUUUCACGCGCAAGGAGCAGUAGCAAAUAAUCCCAAUACUCAAAAAGACGAAAUUAUUUAUGCUUCAGCCUAA
Messenger RNA from Echinostoma caproni, 1200 nucleotides. NCBI's taxonomy places the organism in Eukaryota, Metazoa, Platyhelminthes, Trematoda, Plagiorchiida, Echinostomatidae. The record is from the annotation of a GenBank genome assembly.